Messenger RNA from Struthio camelus australis, 603 nucleotides. It is a transcript of the gene CDX1, whose product is annotated as caudal type homeobox 1. Gene Ontology annotation, biological process: animal organ morphogenesis; regulation of transcription by RNA polymerase II; cell differentiation. Gene Ontology annotation, molecular function: DNA-binding transcription factor activity, RNA polymerase II-specific; RNA polymerase II transcription regulatory region sequence-specific DNA binding. The record is from RefSeq and is a predicted model, not a curated record. Lineage: Eukaryota; Metazoa; Chordata; Aves; Struthioniformes; Struthionidae. Gene Ontology annotation, cellular component: nucleus.
AUGGGCCGGAGCGGUCCCUCAGCCCGCGAGAGCGAUGCUUCGCCCGGCCUGAGGGAUGAGACAGGAGCUUCCGCCGCUGCCCCGGGGCAGUUUGGAUUCAGCCCCCCGGAUUUUAACCCCAUGCAGCCGCCGGGCUCGGGACUGCUGCCGCCGCCCAUCAGCAGCGCGGUGCCCCAGCUCUCGCCCAAUUCCCAGCGGCGCACCCCUUACGAGUGGAUGAGGCGCAGUAUUCCCAGCACCAGCAGCAGCGGCAAGACCAGGACGAAAGACAAGUACCGGGUGGUGUACACAGACCACCAGCGCCUGGAGCUGGAGAAGGAGUUUCACUACAGCCGCUACAUCACCAUCCGCCGCAAAGCCGAGCUGGCCGUUGCCCUGGGGCUCACUGAACGGCAGGUGAAAAUCUGGUUUCAAAAUCGGAGGGCGAAGGAGAGGAAAGUGAACAAAAAGAAGAUGCAGCAGCAAAGCCAGCCCACCAGCACUACCACACCUACGCCUCCAGCUGUUGGCACGCCGGGGCCCAUCGGAGGCCUAUGCAGCAGCAGCGCCCCAAACCUUGUCUCCUCCUCUCCACUGACGAUCAAGGAGGAAUUCAUGCCUUAA